Molecule: messenger RNA, 1090 nt
Organism: Camellia sinensis
Lineage: Eukaryota; Viridiplantae; Streptophyta; Magnoliopsida; Ericales; Theaceae
Product: small ribosomal subunit protein bS6c
Biological process (GO): translation
Cellular component (GO): ribosome
Molecular function (GO): small ribosomal subunit rRNA binding; structural constituent of ribosome
Source: RefSeq, a predicted model, not a curated record
GCAUUCCCUUAUCCAAAUUCCAUUUUUUUCCGUCAUUUCCAAAACCAGAGCUCUCUUUGCAGAGAGAGAGAGUGAGAGUGAGAGCUCAAAAAUGGCGUCCUCUUCAGUUGCCUCAACCCUCACUUCUUCCUACACAUCUCCUUCACUCUGUCGCAAUUCUCUCACCCACAUCCACUGUGUUUCAUCAUCAUCAUCGCCAUCCACAAUCUCCUUUGGUCCUAGUUUCAGAGCUCUACCCAGAAAAAGCCAAGCCUUGCACCACCAUAGGACCAAGGGAGGUCUAUCAAUCAAGGCUCAAACGUUGGACUUCUCGGGCUCAUUCUUCGAAGGAGGGUUCGGAGGAGAAGACGAUCCGACGAGCCCUCCCGGGUCGGUCGUCACGGCGGUUGAAGAAAAGGAGGAGCCACAGUGCCCACCGGGCCUCCGUCAGUAUGAAACCAUGGCCGUUUUGAGGCCCGACAUGUCCGAAGACGAGCGACUCGCUCUUACCCAGAAGUACGAAGAGUUGCUUGUUGCCGGGGGUGGAAUGUACGUGGAGGUGUUCAACAGAGGGGUUAUUCCGCUUGCAUACAGCAUCAAGAAGAAAAACAAAGCAGGAGAGAGUAAUACUUACUUGGACGGUAUCUACCUCCUCUUCACUUAUUUCACCAAACCCGAGUCCAUGGCAGUUCUUGAGGGAACACUGCAAACAGAUGAUGAUGUAAUUCGAUCAUCCACCUUUAAAAUAAGGAAGAGGAAGUACUAAUUUGGGGUGUACUUUGAUUCAGUUGUGUAGCUCAAAGGGGAAGACCGAAGGGAAACCGCAUAGUUUUGAGCUCAUAUUUUCUUUCCUGUUGUUGGAAAUUGAUUUGUUUUGUGUAACAUAAUCAGGUUUUCUGGCAGUUAAAAGCUAUGCUGUAUAGCAGUUGUUGCUUGAAGUUGCAGUAGAGGGUCAGCAUCUUAAUGGUAGGAAAGUUCAGCUUAAUCUUGAUUCUGUUGGACUUAUGUCCAGUAGUUUCUAGAGUAAAACCUAUUGUUCUUCCUUUAAUUGGAAAUAUUUUGAGCAUUUCUACAAUGAAUAUAGAAUAUCUGUUACUCUCUCAUUUAUAAA